AUGAUUGUUGUUUGUAUUGAGGCACAUCCUGAGAAAAGGUCCAAAAGAAGACUAUGUGGAGGGUUGACACGAAUCAGCUCUAAACUUCCUCGUAUCCCACUAAGACGGCAGAAGCUACCCAAAGUUGUUGUGUCCCACCAUGAUCCUGAGAAUACUUUCAACUGUAGUUUCAUUGAGCCCCCCUCUGCAGUGGAGCAACCCACCGCCUCCGGGUCAUCCAGAGCGUCCUUCUCUUCCGUAGAGACCACAGAGGAUGGACAUGUCUAUGCUGUGCCUGACGAGAACAAAAAGAAAGGGGACAGAAUCAACACAACGGAGACUACAGUACUAGCUGAUGAUGUCUCUGAGGUAGACACAUUGCCGGAGGACAGGUAUAUGACUGAGCAGGCUUCAGUUAACACCAGUGACCUGCCACUCCAGAAGUCAGAGAGUGAGGGCUCCUGCAGUGGCACAGAGUCAGCCACCAGCACCCUCUGCCUCAGGGCCUCUUUCCCUCAGCCACCACAGCAGUCCAGCAAGGAGCCAGAGAACAAUGGCAAGUCAAACAAUGUCAAAUAUAAUGGAAAGCCUAUAGCUGCUGAGAGGAUUAAACCACAGCCACCAGACCCCUCCACCAAGCCCAAGCUCUCCUGGAUCCAUGCAUCUCCUGGGCCAAAUCAGAAUCAGAUAAGUCAGGAAGAGACUGUGGCUGAGGAUAACAUUUGUUCCAGAAAGAAAGCCAGCAAGCAGCGAGCUCCCAACGCCCCAGAGUCUGCAGGUACAGAUGGGGCCAGCUCCCUAGGUGAGAAGAAGCCUAAUAAAAGCAGACCAGGUCUGUUGCAGAUAGAGCACAUCAAUGGGGCAGUGCAGAGUGUCCUGAGGAAAAUGGGCAAUUUCCGUGUUGACCGGAAAGCUGCAAUCCCCAAAGAGUCCCCAGAGAAGAGGCCCAGCUUAUCCCUAAACAGGGAGGUUAACCAACCGAACAUACACCCUGAGGUAGCCUCCCUCUUAACUGCUCAGCUGAAGGAGAAGACUAAGAGCCUGAACAGGAGCGAGGCCGGCAGCUGUGAGGAGAGCCUGUCUCACCUCCAGGCCCAGAGAAAGAAGCCAACCCCGCCCCAAAAGACCUCGGGCACCCAGCCUGGAGCUGGAAAGGAUUUGCUUCCCAUAUCCGACAGCUCACAGAAGCCUCUGCCAGAUACUCCAUCUAAAGAAGCCAAAUACCAAGAGAAACAAGACUCUAACAACUCUGAAAGCAGCUCAGAUAAGGGAGAGACCAAAAAUAAGACCCCAAUGAAAAAGCCUCCUCGGAAAAAGAGCAAGGAAGGUAAUGUAGACUCAAAAAUACAGACUACUGCUCCAAAGGUUGCAGUGAUGCCACCAAAGGCUGCAAAUUAGCACAGCCAGUCUGGAUGUUUCUCAAUCCUGGAAAAACAAUGACGCACAUGUUGUGAUGCUUGAAAGAAUUUAUUGGACACAUGUUUCAUUGUUUUUAGCACCAAAUCGAAUAACGAUGGAAUCUUUUCCCUUGGGUGGAUGUUUUUGAUCUUGAGAAAUGUUAUGAUACAAUGCAGUAUUCUUUAUAUGUUAACUUUUUAUAUUCCUUCACUUUAGUUAUUGUAAAAUCAAUAUAUUAGUAAAAGUGCUAAGACAUCAGAAUAAUUAUUUACCUUUGUUAUUUUAUUCAUUUUCUAAUUUGUUCAUAUCGAAUAGACCAAACACCCCAAAAUCUGGAUUUUGCAUCUCCCAUAUCUAAUCAAUGUUUUAAGUUGGAAAGUCGAUCCCACUGCCCAGAACUUUGGAGCCACGACAGGACCUCAGACAAACAAGAGGUGUGGUGUAUUGAUGGUGGAACAGUCUGGGGUCUGUGUAGAGGGCCCUGUGGCUGUCUGACACAUGUGCUACAGUUGUGUGUGUGCAGUUUGUUGGGGGGGAAUGAUAGACUUUGAGGCAGCUGUAAAGACUACAGAAGAUCAUAUGGUGUUUAAUUGAAUCCAGACUGUUGGCACCGGUCGUCCUGAAUCCAUGAUGUGACCUGCUUAGACAGGAACAUCUCUCCCUUUGCUAUCAGGAGGCACAGACAAAGCAAAGACACAUUUAGGAGCAGCAAGGUCCUGAAAAUAAGUUAUUAAACGUAAAUAAGUAACAUUGUAAGUAAGUAACAUAGUAUGAUUGGCAGAUCACUUGAAAUAAUACAGGAACAUGUCCUCACAGACCAGCUGCCUUGUUGUGAACGUUAGAUCAUAAUGAACGCAUUUAUAGAGGCUCCAAUGGUUUAGUGAAGAAACAUGCUUUCAAGGCAUGACUGUGUGCAUUGCUGCAUGC
Salvelinus namaycush (lake trout) is the source of this 2304-nucleotide messenger RNA. RefSeq names its product scavenger receptor class F member 2-like. Lineage: Eukaryota; Metazoa; Chordata; Actinopteri; Salmoniformes; Salmonidae. The transcript has 4 exons. Gene Ontology annotation, molecular function: scavenger receptor activity. Bases 1 to 1377 code for a protein of 458 amino acids. The record is from RefSeq and is a predicted model, not a curated record.